CCUAUUCAACGAAUCUGCUGAACGUUUUGUCUUGCUUUAAUCCGUAAGUUUCGUUAAAUUCUGCUUGCAAACUCCAAAUGAUUAUAACUGGCGUGAACUCUUAAUCGUCGAUAAAGUGAAUAGUAGAAGGCGAGAAGUCAUCACCGCCUUGUGAGCUCUUGUACCUGAUUGUCAUCAACAAUCCUCGAGUGUCGUCAUGGUCCUCAAUCACCGGCGACAAGGAGUAUUUGGUGAAAGUGAUAAAAAGAAAAGCUUCAUGGCCCAGUAGCAAAAAGAGACAUCUUUCCGGGGUUUACGUUUUGGAGCUUACUGGAAGCCAAUAAAGACCUCACCUUUUUACUCCUAAACUGGAUUGCUUCUGGGGUUUGAUAGCUUGGGGAGAUGCCUUCUGCUGCCUCGCUUCAGAUGGUCUCAAGGGAGAGAGCGGUGAUGGCAAAUCCUGAUGUAAACCCUCAGUUUUCCGCACGAAGUGGCGAUUACGAUUUUGAUUUGAAUUGCUAGAGUAGCUUCGAGAAGUUGGGUUCUUCCUAUCUUUUCCUUUUGCGGUGAAGAUUAAGCUCUAAUGGAGAGGGGAUCAUGGGUCAAAUUUUUUACUUUAUCUGUCCUCCUCACCUUCGUUUUUGUGGCCUUGGCAACCACCAACCCUAGCGACUAUGCCGUCCUCGACGAGUUCCGCAAAGGAUUGAGCAAUGCCGAGCUCCUCGGAUGGCCGGCAAACAACCAAGAUCCUUGUGGCAGUCCACAAUGGAAUUAUGUUUACUGUUCCAACUCAAGGGUCACUCAGAUCCAGGCGAAGAAUCUUGGUUUGGUUGGCACUCUCCCAGCGGAUUUCAACAAGCUAUCCAUGUUGGAAAACAUCGGCCUCCAAGGCAACAACCUGACCGGGGCUUUGCCUUCUCUUAAAGGACUAUCAAAAGUAGAGUUUGUUUUCCUCGACGACAACCAAUUCGAUACCAUUCCAUCAGACUUUUUUGUUGGACUCGAUAGCUUGCAGGUUCUAGCUUUGGACAAAAACCCCUUGAAUCAGAGCACUGGGUGGAUGCUGCCCCCGGACUUGGGCAAUUCGGCUCAAUUGGUAAACUUGUCCUUAAUGCAGUGUAAUCUUAUCGGUCCACUGCCAGAUUUCUUGGGCAACUUGCAUUCUCUAUCGAUGCUGAAGCUGUCUUACAACCAACUCACCGGAGAGAUUCCAGCAAGUUAUAGUUCCUUGCCUUUGCAGAUUCUGUGGCUAAACAAUCAAGAGGGAGGCCUUACUGGCUCGCUUGAAGUUUUUACUUCGAUGACUAUGUUGAAUGAUGUUUGGCUACAUGGGAAUCAAUUCACAGGGCGCAUCCCCAGUUCGAUCGGUGCCUUGACUUCCUUGACACGGUUGUGGCUCAACAAUAACCGGCUUGCAGGAAUUGUUCCUGUUAAUUUAACAAGUUUACCUGAACUCCAAUCUCUGCACUUAGAUGAUAAUUCAUUCAUGGGGCAAAUUCCUAAGGUGAGCUUCAGUGAUUUCACAUAUUCUUAUAAUUCAUUUUGCCAGUCGACCGCUGGUGCUCCUUGUCCGCAAGAGGUUGCAGCGCUGUUGGAUUUUCUUGAUGCAGUGGAUUAUCCACCAAUCCUUGCGAAUUCUUGGAAAGGAAAUGAUUCUUGUGUUGGUACAUGGAUCGGAGUAUCCUGCACUAAUGGCAGCACAUCUGUUAUUAAUCUGCCAAACAAUCAUCUGAACGGCACCAUUAGUCCCUCUCUUGCAAACUUGGAUUCUCUUGUUCGAAUUUUGCUCGGGAGUAACAAUCUUAGUGGCACAAUCCCUGAACACCUAACAGACUUGAAGUUCUUGAAACUAUUGAAUCUUUCUUCAAAUAAUAUCUCACCUCCAGUUCCACAGUUUCCGAGCAGUGUGAAAGUGAUUCUCGAUGAUAAUUCAUUGUUGAACAAUGGCAGCUCUCCUUCAGGUUCUAAUAGCCAUUCCCCAUCAAACCAGCCUAGUCCAUCAUCAGGUGUUCCAAGUCCAACUUCCUCUUCCAGCUCAAAAGUAGUUCUCACUGUAGUUCCAGUUGCAGUUGCGGUUUCUGUUUUCUUACUGGUCCUUAUAUUUCUGCUGCAACGGAAGAAGAGGAAGAACCCUUUCUCUGUACCAAAUGCCAUCGUUGUUCAUCCUCGAAACUCUUCAGAUCCAGAUAAUUUUGUUAAGAUUGCAAUUGAAAAUAAUUCUUACAACACUUCUGCUAGUGAACUUCACAGUAGAAACAACACUGAUUUGGUAGAUACGCAUGUGAUCGAAUCAGGGGACUUGAUAAUAUCAGUUCAGAUUCUUCGUACUGCUACUCGAAACUUUGCGCCAGAGAAUGUGCUUGGCCAGGGAGGAUUUGGAAUAGUCUACAAGGGAGAAUUGCUCGACGGAACAAUGAUAGCAGUUAAGAGAAUGCAGUCAGUUGUAUUAAAUAGCAAAGCCUUGGAAGAGUUCCAAGCAGAAAUAGCUAUUCUCUCAAAGGUAAGACACCGCAAUCUGGUGUCUAUAGUCGGGUACUCUGUCGAGGACAAUGAGAGACUUCUAGUGUAUGAGUAUAUGCCUCAAGGGGCUCUGAGCAAGCAUCUUUUCGAGUGGAAAGAGUUUGAAGUGGAGCCUUUGUCUUGGAAGAAGAGGCUUAACAUUGCAUUGGAUGUUGCAAGAGGAAUUGAGUAUCUUCAUAACUUUGCUAGCCACUGCUUCAUCCACAGAGAUCUCAAGUCAUCCAAUAUACUACUUGGUGAUGACUACAGAGCUAAAAUUUCUGAUUUCGGGCUCGCCAAACUUGCGCCCGAUGGAAAAAAUUCUCUGGCAACUAAACUUGCUGGGACUUUUGGCUACUUAGCUCCAGAAUAUGCUGUUACUGGGAAGGUUACAACAAAGGUUGAUGUCUUCAGUUUCGGUGUGGUAUUGAUGGAAUUAUUGACUGGUCUGAGAGCCCUGGACGAGGGUCGCCCGGACGAAAGCCGUUACUUGGCAUCCUGGUUCUGUCAAAUGAAGAACAGCAAGGAAAACCUCAAAAGCAUCAUUGAUUCAUCACUUGCUGUCACAGAUGAGUCGUGCUUUGAAAGAAUCCGGAUCGUUGCAGAACUGGCAGGUCAUUGUACUGCACGAGAGCCGUAUCAGCGGCCGGACAUGAGCCAUGCAGUGAAUGUACUCGCUCCGCUCGUCGAAAAAUGGAUGCCUGUCAGUGACGAUCAGGGCGAACAUCUGGGAAUUGAUUUUUGCCAGCCCCUUCUUCAGAUGGUGAAGGGGUGGCAAGCCGCCGACGGCGCCCCGGAGGCCACAUCAAUUAGCCUUGAUUACAGUAAAGGAAGCAUCCCCGCGAGGCCUAUUGGAUUUGCUGAAUCUUUCACCUCUGCAGAUGCCCGAUGAAGUUUUCGGUUUGUUUACUUCCCCUACUCUCUGCCUGUGCUCCUGGUAGCAUCUAUAAUGUUCUUUCUUUGUUUCAUAGUUUGUAAAUAAAAGUCAUCUUAGAGAAUUUCUUUGUGAUCAUUUGUGUCUCUCUUGUGUAUUAUAACUUUGUUUGCUAUCCACUGUGAAUAUAAAGAGACUUAAAUGUGUUCUUGUCUUGA
Messenger RNA from Zingiber officinale, 3570 nucleotides. Its product is annotated as receptor protein kinase TMK1-like. The coding region runs from base 563 to 3370 and encodes 935 amino acids. Gene Ontology annotation, biological process: protein phosphorylation. Gene Ontology annotation, molecular function: protein binding; protein kinase activity; ATP binding. The record is from RefSeq and is a predicted model, not a curated record. NCBI's taxonomy places the organism in Eukaryota, Viridiplantae, Streptophyta, Magnoliopsida, Zingiberales, Zingiberaceae. The transcript is spliced from 5 exons.